AGGCGGCGACAGGAAUGGGGCCAAGAUUUGUGCAAGCUCUCCGAAGACUAGCUGCAUUCGAUCUCGCUCGUCGCCAACCUUGUCCCGCUCUUUCUCCUCCUCCUCCUCCUCCUCAUGGAUCUCUGUGGUGCCAGGGAAAUCUUAGAUUGGUGCAGCUCUACACCACCGCUACCACUUCAUCGCCAUCGCCAGCGCCAGCGCCAGCGCCAGUAUGGGCGGAUUCAUCCACCAAUUCACACAAUGCACAUCAUCGCGAAGCUGUGCCGCCACCAUCGCAUGCGGCUACUGGCCUUGAUCACAGGACCAUGAUCUAUUGCAACCGGGCACUCAACAUGAGGAGCAUCUCGGCAGUGGGAUUUGAUCUCGACUACACGCUUGCGCAGUACAGGCCAGAGACUUUUGAGCUGCUCGCAUACCAAGCCACUGCCAAGAAGCUCGUCUACAAUCUCGGCUACCCCCGCCAGAUAUUGGACUGGAAGUUCGAUUGGAAGUACAUGGUGAGAGGCUUGGUGCUUGACAAACGUCGUGGAAACAUUCUCAAGAUGGAUCGCCACAAGUAUGUCAAGGUUGCUUAUCAUGGAUUCCAGGAGCUGUCCAGAGAAGAGCGGACGGCAGCUUACGGGAAUACGCUCUCCCGUGACUCUUAUGAUGAGCCUGAUUAUGCGCUUAUCGACACCUUGUUCUCCUUGGCAGAGGCGCAUCUCUUUGCUCAGCUUGUUGAGCUCAAAGACACUGAUCCAGAACUUUUUCCGUCUCAGCCAGAGUACUAUACUUGUUUUCUUGACAACUAUAUGCAAAUUUUGUUGUUUCCUUCGUGCAGGGUCUAUUGUGAGAACGAUGUUCCUGUAGUUCCCACAUAUGCUGAAAUCUACAAAGAUGUUCGUGCCGCGGUCGACUUGUGCCACAGGGAUGGUACGUUGAAGCAAGCGGUCGCUGAUGAUCCUUCCAAAUACAUAUAUGCUGAUGAGCAGCUAAUCUCAAUGCUUAAAAUGCUGCGCGAGUCUGGCCGCUUGACAUUCUUGGUCACCAACAGUUUGUGGGAUUAUACGCAUGUUGUGAUGAACUUCCUCUUCUCCGCCGACAAGAACUGGCUCGAUUACUUCGACCUUGUCAUUACGGGCAGUGCCAAGCCGUCCUUUUUCAUGGAUGGCAAUCAGGCGCCUCUGUUUGCUGUAGAUGUUAAGACAGGUAUGCUUCACAACACGGAUAAUGGCACACCAGUUCCUCAGAUUGGGCUGAUCCCGCUCUCUACAACAAGACAAGCCUCGAAAGUAUACCAGGGAGGAACAGUGUCACACCUACACAAGCUGCUUGCGAUUGAUGCCGGCGCUCAGGUGUUGUAUUGUGGAGAUCAUAUAUAUGGCGACAUCCUCCGCAGCAAAAAGCAACUUGGUUGGCGUACAAUGCUCGUCGUACCCGAGCUUGACCGGGAAGUUGAGCUCUUACAAUCGUCCAGAGCGGUUCAAAAGGAAAUUCAAAGACUUCGCCAUAGCCGUGAGGAGAUCGAAGAUGAGUUACAGAAGCUGGAGUGGACCUUGAAGUAUUUUAAAGGAACCAAGGAGGAGGAGGGCCCUUUGCAAGAAAAGCGAGAAGCAUUGCAGAGGGAAAGAGAUGAAGUCCAAAAGAGCCAUCGGACCAUGCAACGCAAAUUUCAUGAGCAGUUUCAUAAAACAUGGGGACAGCUUAUGAAAGCUGGGCAUCAAACCUCUCGAUUUGCCCAUCAGGUCGAGAGAUUUGCUUGUCUCUACACAAGCCAGGUGACAAACUUGAGCUGCUACUCUCCAGAAAAAUGCUUUAGGACGGCAGAAGAUUUCAUGCCACACGAGCUGCGAGGUAGCGUCGUUUUUGUAACAAAAAUCUUUGCAUACGAUCAAUCACCCCACUUUAAUGACAGAUGAAUUCACUGGCCAGCUUAUUAACCUUGAAUGUACAAGAUGAAAACUCUACAAAAUUGGUAGUCUCACCUUGUCAAAGAGAUGCACGAAUCUCAUGGAGAGAGUCUCCUCGAGAGAUGCGCGCUCGUUUUCAAUGCCCGGACCCAUAAACAUGUCGUUUACUGCAAAAACCUCCAGUAGUGCCAGUGCAAGUCACUCCUGGCUGCACGCAUCCACAACAAGACUGAUGAAUUGAAUAAAAGGAAAUGAUCAA
Messenger RNA from Selaginella moellendorffii, 2148 nucleotides. Its product is annotated as 5'-nucleotidase domain-containing protein 4. Gene Ontology annotation, molecular function: 5'-nucleotidase activity. The record is from RefSeq and is a predicted model, not a curated record. The transcript has 17 exons. The coding region runs from base 15 to 1898 and encodes 627 amino acids. NCBI's taxonomy places the organism in Eukaryota, Viridiplantae, Streptophyta, Lycopodiopsida, Selaginellales, Selaginellaceae.